AAUAAAAUAAAAGAAGAAAAUACGGUUUAAAUUCCAUUUCACAAGAAUGUAAACAAAAAUACUGUAUGCUUUAAUAUGAAGAAAAAGGGAAAUAAUUACAAUGUGUAUUAUUAUUUCCUAGUUUUAAUCCGAAUACUAUUAGUUUUUAUACCCCAAACUGGCUAUAUUCAUCCAGAUGAAUUUUUCCAAUCUUUGGAAGUUUUAGCAGGGAAACUUCUAGAUGUUCAAUGUAGUCCACCAUGGGAAUUUAAUGUAACCACUCCCAUACGCAGCAUGACAAUUCCUUAUUUCACCAUGGGAUUAAGUUACACAUUUUUAAGAGACGCAAAUGAUCUAAGCAAAUCUUAUUUUAACCAAGCCUUGCUAACACCUUAUAUGCUGCUUACUAUCCCUAGGUUCAUAAUGUGUCUAUUAACUUUCCUUAUAGACUACUGUCUAUACAAAAUCUGCAUUAAUAAUAAUGAGAAAUAUAAAUCACGAUUAAUAAUGUUAGCUAGCUCAUAUAUUAUCAUCAUUUAUGGUACUAGGACGUUUUCAAAUACUAUCGAGUUGAUUCUGUUUUCCCUAUUGUUGUAUUUUGUUGGUGAAAGUUUGAUUUUUAACAAUACUUUAUUGAAGAAAAAGGACUAUAUAAAUUAUAGAUAUGAACAAUGUAAAACAACAGCUGAUAAAGCAAAGUUUCAUAAAUUAAAACUUUACUUGGUAUCAGAUUCCUAUAGAAAUUGCUUUGUUAUUAGCACUAUAACAGUUUUCGGUUUCUUCAAUAGACCAACUUUCCUAGCAUAUUCAGUUAUUCCCAUAUUUUUCUGGUUAUACAGAGGUAUUGGUAAGAAAACAAUUUCUCCUCUAACUCUCAAUUGCAGGGUACUAGUCUUCGCCUUAUGCUCAAUCCCUUCAUUUCUUUUUAAUAUAUUAGUUGAUUCAUUUUAUUAUGGUCAUAUAACUUGGGGGGAAAUUGGUAUGUUGGAUGUUACUAUGGAUAAAUUUGUUUUCACUCCAUUAAAUUUCUUGAAAUAUAAUAGCAAUUUGGAUAAUUUGGCUGUACAUGGAUUGCAUCCUAGAUUUUUGCAUGUCCUGGUGAAUAUUCCUUUACUUUUUAAUUUACUGGGAAUUUUCGCUCUCUGCACAGUAGGAAAAUAUGUAUAUUUGUGUUAUUUGAAGAAGUUCAACCUACUACCAUCACUAAGAAGUAUUAAAUGCCUGAUGACUCUCUCAUUCAUAGUCCCUUUGGCAGCUUUGUCAAUAUUUCCCCAUCAAGAACCACGUUUUUUAAUUCCACUCAUUUUCCCAUUAAUCUAUCUGUAUGCCUCAUCUAUACUACCAGAAACUGAUGUAGCUUUAGUUGAAGUUCCUAACGUACCAUAUGUAACACAAUCAAGAAAAACAUUCAAUAAUUAUAGUUUUAUUAGAAUUUGGUUGAUGUUGAACUUUAUAUUCAGUUUAUUUUAUGGUUUUUUGCAUCAAGGUGGAGUGUACCAAGCUACAGAAUAUUUAUCUCUCCAGAUGAAGGUAGUGCCAACUAAUGUUCAGUACAAUAUCAUAACUAGUCAUGUAUAUUCAAUACCAGAGUCGUUAUUUUUACAAAAAUCGGGUUAUCAACUGUACUUAAAAGGUAAGAAGAAUAGUAUUUUAAAAAAGAAGGUGUUUCUUUAUGAAGAAGGUUCUAGAAACGUUUCUUCCGUCCUUGAAAAAACUGUAGGUAUUAUAAAGAGCUCUACUAAACAAUUUAAAACUUUUCUUUUGAUAUCUGGUAGUCUCGAUGAUGAUCUUGAUUAUGCUGUAAGGAAAACAAAUAUAAGAUUAUAUAUGAUCAAAAAGUUCAGUCUUCAUUUGAGUUUAGAGGCUCUUCCUAAUUUAACUACUUAUUGCUUGGAAUUCACAAAAUUUUUGUAUGGUAAUAAUUGUUUGCCUUUACCCAUUGACGAGUAUAUUAAAUGGCUUUAUAGUCUUUUUACUCUUAAUCUAUAUAGAGUGGAAUUGAACAAUUAAUUUUAUUUUAAAAAAUUAUGUUGUGAUGUGAUACAAAGUAAAGACAAAAUAAUCUAUUUUGUACCAUUGGAACCAUAUUUAUUCUAAUUUAUUUAAGGAUAUUAGUUACUAAGUCUACAUUUUUUAAAAAACUGCAUGUUUUUAAGGUAUAUCAUAAUGAAAACACUGAAAAUUUUCAGAAUCAAAUCGUGAUUUUAAAAUAAUGAUAAAGCACUCAAUUUCAUACUAAUUCGAAAUUCAUAAAAAAUCGUUUAUAACAGUGUUAUAAUACUUUAAUUAAUUACAAUUAUAAAUCCAACAAAAAGUGUUUUUAUUCAUUAUUAAGGUAAAAAUAAACUCUAAAAGAUGAAAAUAAACUUGAAGUUUAAAAAUUUAUAUUCCAAAAUAGAAUUUUGCAUAUAGAAAUGGUUAGAUGGAUAUUUGUACAAAAAAAAUUGAAUCAUCUACGUACAGCAUCAAUGUAUAUCGCUCCAAAUCUUUUCAACGAUAUGAGAAUAAAUACAUUGCAUUAAUGUAUUAAUCGCCAGAAGAAAGAAAAAGUUGAGUUUAAUUGAAGGAUAUCUUUUUGAAACAAAACGAUUUUUACGAAGUCCAGAAUAUUAACCGAAGUUUCACAAGAAGCGGAAAAUGAAAAGUAUAAUAAUAGUUAGAGCAAAAAAAUUGAAAAUACACAAACAUUUAGAUUAAUGAAAAUAUCUCGACGCCUAUGGUGAAACAAGUUGCAGUUAAAUUAAUUUUUAAAGAUCAAUUUGUGUUACAUGUUUAACAAAUUUUUCGUAUUAUUUCCAAGUACAAUAUAAUGAGCCCUAGUCUCUAUACAAACGAUAUAAUGCUACACAAAAAAUCUAUUUGACUCUCUACCAUAAAAACUAUAUAAUAUACUUAUAUACUUACUUAUAUAAUAUACUUACAAAUUAA
Messenger RNA from Diorhabda sublineata, 2907 nucleotides. RefSeq names its product GPI mannosyltransferase 4 (gene PIG-Z). The transcript has 3 exons. The record is from RefSeq and is a predicted model, not a curated record. The coding region runs from base 76 to 1989 and encodes 637 amino acids. Gene Ontology annotation, cellular component: endoplasmic reticulum membrane. Gene Ontology annotation, biological process: GPI anchor biosynthetic process. Lineage: Eukaryota; Metazoa; Arthropoda; Insecta; Coleoptera; Chrysomelidae. Gene Ontology annotation, molecular function: alpha-1,2-mannosyltransferase activity.